Messenger RNA from Solanum dulcamara, 2659 nucleotides. Its product is annotated as putative pentatricopeptide repeat-containing protein At2g01510. Lineage: Eukaryota; Viridiplantae; Streptophyta; Magnoliopsida; Solanales; Solanaceae. The transcript is spliced from 3 exons. The record is from RefSeq and is a predicted model, not a curated record. Gene Ontology annotation, molecular function: protein binding; RNA binding; zinc ion binding. The coding region runs from base 183 to 2642 and encodes 819 amino acids. Gene Ontology annotation, biological process: RNA modification.
AAAAAGAAACACUUUUCCUAGUUCUCCUUGAACAGUUUUGCUUUUUCCUUGACAGCAAGUUGGGUUUCUGUCCUCUUGGUUCUGGGCGGGAAACCGUCAAGUGCCAAUGAUGGUUAGUUCCACUUAAGAAAACGGGAAAACAGAAAAAAGCUUUCUUGCAGAAGACUCGUGUGGUCAGCACAAUGGGAAAUUUAAGAGCUAAAAUUCCAUGGGGUUCAAUUAGGAUGUUUUCCAAGAGAUUUUACUCUGGCCUCAGUGAACGAAUUGUUGAUGUUCCAGUAGAUGCCCGUAUAGUUAAAACUGGUUUUGACCCAGAAAUAUCUCGCUUUAACUUCCAACUGAAGGAUUUAGUAAGAGCAAAUCAAAUAGCAAAGGCACGUCAGCUGUUUGAUGAAAUGCCUUGCAAAAACACUUGCUCUGUGAACAUGAUGGUUUCGGGUUAUGUGAAGUCCCGGAAUCUUUCUCAUGCUAGGGAGUUAUUUGAUAGCAUGAUCUCUCGUAAUGAAGUUUCAUGGACUACAAUGAUUGGUGGUUACUCUCAGAACAAUCAGCCCGAAGAAGCUUUUAAUCUUUACACUGAGAUGUGUAGGUCGGGGGUUAAGCCGGAUCAUAUCACCUUUGCAACUCUCUUAUCAGGUUUUCAUGAUACAACUACUUUAAAAGAAGUACUUCAGAUUCAUUCCCAUAUCAUUAGAUUUGGAUUUAGUGCAAGUCUUAUUGUUUUCAACAGUCUGGUAGAUUCGUAUUGCAAAACUUGCUGCCUCGAUAUAGCGUCUCAACUUUUCAGUGAAAUGUCAACUAAAGAUUCGGUAAGCUUCAAUGUUAUGAUAACAGGGUACACAAAAUACGGUUUCCGUGAAGAAGCGUUGAAACUUUUUAUGCAAAUGCGGAAUAUGGAUUUUCAGCCUUCAGAUUUUACUUUUGCAGCAAUGCUAGGUUUGAGUGUUGGAUCAGACCAUGUUAUUUUUGGCCAACAAAUUCAUGGACUUGCCAUCAAGACAAGCUAUGUCUGGGACAUAUUUGUUGCAAAUGCAUUACUUGAUUUCUACUCUAAGCAUGACUAUAUAGAUUUUGCAAAGAAUCUCUUUGAUGAGAUGCCCGAGUUAGAUGGUGUUUCGUAUAACAUAAUUAUCACAGGUUAUGCAUGGAAUGGGCUGUAUGAGAUAUCAUUUGAUCUCUUCAAAAGGCUACAGGGCACAUCAUUUGACAGAAAGAAUUUUCCUUUUGCCACAAUGUUGAGUGCUGCUGCGACAGAACUAAAUUUAGCAAUGGGAAGACAAAUCCAUGCACAGGCAGUGGUGACAACAGCUGAUUCAGAAGUUCGAGUAGGAAAUGCCCUUGUUGACAUGUAUGCAAAGUGUGAAAAAUUUGAGGAUGCCAAUAGAAUAUUUGCAAAUCUAGCCUACAGAAGCUCUGUUCCAUGGACAACCAUCAUCUCAAUAUAUGUUCAAAAGGGUUUUCAUGAGGAGGCACUCAAAAUGUUCAAGGAGAUGAAUAGAGAAAAUGUUCACGGUGACCAGGCAACUUUUGCUAGCACUUUAAAAGCUUCAGCUAAUUUGGCUUCAGUUUCUCUUGGGAAGCAAUUACACUCAUCUGUGAUCAGACUGGGAUUGUUGUCUAGUGUUUUUUCUGGCAGCGUUCUUGUGGACAUGUAUGCAAAAUGUGGGUCCAUGAAAGAUGCAAUUGAAGUUUUCAAAGAGAUGCCUGAUAGGAAUAUAGUAUGUUGGAAUGCACUGAUUUCGGCAUAUGCUCAGAAUGGUGAUGCUGAGGCCACAUUUAGCUCCUUCACUGAUAUGAUUGAAUCAGGUCUCUAUCCUGAUUCUGUUAGUUUCCUCAGUGUCCUAACUGUCUGCAGCCACCGUGGGCUUGUUGAAAAGGCAUUAUGGUAUUUUAAUUCCAUGACUCAAGUAUAUAAUCUUGAUCCAAGGAGAGAACAUUAUGCAACAAUGAUUGAUGUGCUAUGUAGAAGUGGACGAUUCAAUGAAGCAGAGAAGCUGAUUUCUGAAAUGCCAUUUGAACCGGAUGAGAUCAUGUGGUCCUCAGUUUUAAACUCAUGCAGAAUUCACAAGAAUCAAGACCUUGCCAAAAAGGCUGCUGACCAACUUUUCAAGAUGGAUGCUCUUAGAGAUGCCGCAGCUUAUGUCAACAUGUCUAACAUCUAUGCAGAAGCACGCAAGUGGGAAAAUGCGGCAAAAGUCAAGAAGGCUAUGAGGGAACGGGGAGUUAAAAAGGUAACUGCCUAUAGCUGGGUUGAGAUUGACCACAGAGUUCAUGUAUUCACAGCAAAUGAUAGAACCCAUCCACAAACUGAGCAGAUUAGAGGAAAAAUUGACUCAUUGGUUGAGCUAAUGGACAAGGAAGGAUACACGCCUGAUACAAGUUGUACCCUUCAAAAUGUGGAUGAAGAAAUGAAAAUAGAAUCACUAAAAUAUCAUAGUGAGAGGUUGGCCAUUGCGUUUGCAUUGAUUAAUACUCCAGAAGGAUCACCCAUUAUUGUUAUGAAAAAUUUGCGAGCUUGUGUUGAUUGUCAUGCUGCAAUUAAAGUUAUCUCAAAAAUUGUUGGAAGGGAGAUUACCGUACGAGAUUCAAGUAGGUUCCAUCACUUUAGAGGUGGAUCAUGUUCAUGUGAGGAUUACUGGUGAGAUAUGGAUAGAUGAUU